AUGCCGCGUGCAUCGCAUGUGCAUCGUCGCUAAAGUCCAUGCUUGUGUCUUGCCGUCUUUCGUAAACAUGACUUACAAAGGCCAGUCAACUCCGCGCUGUAGGACAGGAGCAAGCUUGGUAAAGCACAAAGGGACGUUCUCUUAUGACUCCAAGUUUUUCCUCAUUCCAAGUGGCACAGGCGUAAAAGUCUACAGCUGUGCUACUGGAGAACGUGUCAGCACCUUUAGUGAGCACAACUCUGAAGUAGUUGCUGUUGUAAGAAACCCAGAAAACCUGGUGCAGGUACUGAGUUGUUCUGCUGAUGGUGUUGUGUACAAGUGGGAUCCUUCAGAUGGUUCUGUGCUUAAGAAACAUGAGGUUUCAAUACCUGGUGUUGUAGGAAAUACAGAGGAGUCUAAGGUGGCAGGCUUCUAUGCUCCACCAUCAUUUUCCUCCUGGUUUGUCCUCAGGCAAAAACCAGAUGCCAGUCACGGGAAGCUUGAGUGCCUGCCUCGUGAUGGCGGAGAAGGCCAGGUGCUGGUGGAGAAGGUGGCCACAAGCAGCUCAUCUCCCAUUGCGUUCAACUCAGACGGUGGUUUCUAUGCAGCCAUCUACAAGGCCAAGCUCUUUGUUGGAACUUCUGGGCUGCCUUCCCAACCUGCAGCUGUGUUUCGAGCCAUGGGCCACAAGAAAGGUGUAAAGUUCUCCUGUGUAGCCUGCCACCCCACCGAGGCAUCACUUGCUACUGGUGACACCUUGGGACGCAUCACCAUCUGGCAGGGCCUCAAAGAGCCAACACCAGUGCGUUCCAUCCACCAUUGGCACACACUUCCUGUUUUUGACUUGGCUUACACUGCUUCUGGCAGUUUCCUACUAAGUGGAGGUGGCGAGUGUGUAUUGGUCAAGUGGAGCCUGCCGUCGGGAGACAGCCAGUUCGUGCCUCGCAUAGGCCUACCCAUCUGCCACAUUGCCACCUCACCUGAUGCCACUCUAAUCCUGACAGCGCACACCGACAACUGCCUGCGGCUAGUGAGCAGCCAGUUGUGUGUGGUGCGCCAAGUGCAAGGACUUGCACUGAGUCAAGGGUCUGCACGUGAGCUGCUGCUUCAUGACCCCCGCACUAGUGCCUUGCUUCUUCGAGGACUGCCAGGGCAUUUGCAGUUCUACCAGCCCCAUGAAGACAAGCAGCUUUUCUGCCUAGACGUGGUGGGUCAGAACUACAUGACCCAGGAGCGGGAGGGUGGCAUCGUCAACACAGAGGUGGUCCUUGCUGCCCUUGCUGGUGACUGGCUGGUCACCGUUGAGCACUGGGCUGAUGACAGCUUGGGCCCCGAGACUCGCCUGAAGUUCUGGCGCUUUGACCACACCCUCCAGAACUUUGUCCUGGACACAAGUGUCUAUGCACCACACAACGGCUUCCUCAAUGACUUGCAACUACACAAGCCAGACAGAGGCAGCAGUGGUGGCACCUUCCUUGCGCUCACAACCGCUAGUGACCGCAAGUUUCGUCUUUGGGCACCACAGGAUGAGGUAGCAGUUCCUGAUGGACCAGCAGCUGCUUCACAGAGCAAAGUGCACGUGAGCUCGUGGAACUGCAUCGGUUCAGGGGUCUUUCGAGGCUUUGUUGCUGGCAAGGGCUCCAUCUCCCAAGAUGGCUCAUUGUUGGCAGUCAGCUUUGGCCGAUCAGCAACCCUCUGGUCUGAGGACUGUGCCAUGAGAGCUGUGCUGGCCCACCCACAGUGCUCAUCCAAUAUCACGGAACUUUCUUUUGGUCAAGGCACCUCCUCACACCUGCUCACAACUUGCACAGAAACGAAGCUGAUUGUAUGGGAUGUCAUCUCCCUUUCAGUUCUGUGGGAACUUGACUGCACAGCUACCUGCCUGGUAGCAGACAUCUCUUCUGACAUGAUGGCAGCCUUCUGCAGCAACAACUCAUUGCUUCUGUUCGAGCCAAGGACCAAGGACUCCGUACAGACCAAUGAUGUCCCUCCUGAAUGCCAGCCAGUCAGAGCAGCCACGUUUCUGCUAAAUAACUCAGCCAGCUCAUGCGGUGAUGCUCUGCAGCGACUCUGCUUCCUCAGCAAAGAGCAGGAACUGUACUCUUGGGUAACGGAUGCCAAGGAAAAGGAAGCUGUGAAGGGACACCAGUCAGUGAAACUGGAGUCACUGCUGCCUCCCACGCCAUUCGGCACUCUGGUGGCUCAAGAGAGUCGAUCAGCUGUGGCAACUGAGGCUCCUGAGCAGUACAGGCUGGGACUCUCCGGCUUCCGGGAAGUGCACCAGCUUCUGGAGGUGGCUUCUCAUGCGUUGCCCCCGAUGACAAGUCUUUAUGAAAACUUGCUGUCCGCAUUCCUCAGCAAAAAGGAACAACGGAAGAGGUUUGCAGAGAAACAUAGUGAAGGAACUGGUUCUGAUGAUGCCAUGAGCCAGGAUGAGUCUGACUCAGAUGUGGACAUGGAUGUAGAUCAAGAACCCGAAAAGCACAAAGUUGUAGAUGCAGACAAGGUGUCGCCUACACACGAGAGCUUACUAGACAGCAUCAAACUGGCUAAAGUGAAGAAUUUUAGCUGGUUGACUAAAGAGAGCUAGCACUGCAUAAGACAUAACAAAUCAUCUCUAGGCUUUCACAUUGUCAUUAUUCAUCUAUUAAAGUGUAUUUAUCAUUUU
This is a messenger RNA of Dermacentor andersoni, 2647 nucleotides long. RefSeq names its product WD repeat-containing protein l(2)05287. Gene Ontology annotation, molecular function: protein binding; RNA binding. The record is from RefSeq and is a predicted model, not a curated record. Gene Ontology annotation, cellular component: nucleolus; small-subunit processome. Gene Ontology annotation, biological process: ribosome biogenesis; positive regulation of transcription by RNA polymerase I; positive regulation of rRNA processing. NCBI's taxonomy places the organism in Eukaryota, Metazoa, Arthropoda, Arachnida, Ixodida, Ixodidae.